This is a messenger RNA of Podarcis lilfordi (Lilford's wall lizard), 10212 nucleotides long. NCBI's taxonomy places the organism in Eukaryota, Metazoa, Chordata, Lepidosauria, Squamata, Lacertidae. The record is from the annotation of a GenBank genome assembly.
GUCAUUUCCUGCGGAGAAAUCGUGGACGGGGCGGCAUGCCUGUGCUCGGAGGCUUUUGCUGUCUACGAACGUCUGCGUAAAAGCUGCGGAGGUAGGAACACGGGGGUCGCGGCGCAUGUUUUAACAUGGGAGCAAAUCCCACAGUGUUCGGUGGGGCUUACUCUUGAGUAAGUGCGUUUAGGAUCGCUCCUUUAGUGAAGCUGAUCGCCUUCACAGGCAGCCUUAAGGCGGUGUUGAUUGGAUCGCUCGUCUCUCCCCCACCGCUGUAACUAUUACAAUUCUGAACCCUUAGAAAAGUUAUUUUUUUUUAAAGGGGGGGCGUUGCGGGAUUACUAGUUGGCCUGUUCUGAUUAGCCUUCCGUGAUCAGCUCUUGCACUGGCCGUUUCUGUCCGAAACUAGUGGCCCGACUUCAAACCCUGAGCCACGAUCACGCGUGUUCGAAGUACUGAGAACCGCACGUAGGGAGCGCGCAGGUCCUGCUUGCUGACGUUUCGUAGGCACGUGGGUGGCCACUGUGAGAACAGGAUGCUAGACUGGACGGGCCAUCGGCCUGAUCCAACAGGGCUCAUCUUCUGCCACACACACUCACUGGGUGCAGGGUUUGAAAUCCCAUUGAGUAAGGAUGCAUUUAGGAUGUUGUAAUCCCUAGCAGGUUAGCUUCGUUGACCUCAAUAGCAGUUACUUCCGAAUAAAGGUACACAGGAUCAGUUGCUUGAUUCACUGAUGCUAAAAGCACUAAAAUGCAUGUCUAUUCUCAUGGGCCAGUGUGUCCAAUUGUCCAAUAACUGUAUAUUUUAAUGUUUUUAUAGUAUACUUGUUUUCUUUAAUUAAAAAACAGUCAGUAGAGAAUUGGUGUCCGUUGGCUUUGUGUUCUAGCAUUAUCUUCACAUAGUAGGAAGAAAAAACUGCUUUUCCCACACCUUGCAGAAUCUUAGCACCUCUAUCAUGCCCACAUUUUAUAAACUAGAAACCCCUGAAUGCUGUAACAUUUUCUCAUAGUAGAGUUGUUCUACUCCCUUAGUCGUUUUGGUUGCCAUUUUCUUGAUCUGCAGGAGCCUUUUGAGGUAUGGCAACCAGAAUCAUACACUAUUCCAAGUGUGGUUGCGGCAUGGAUUUGUAAAAGGACCUCCUGUUGAUGGUUUCAAUCGCUUUCCUAACUAUCCCUAACGUGGAAUUUGCCUUUUUCAUAGCUACUGCAUGCUAGGAAAACAUCAAGCUAUCUGCCACAACUCUCAAAUCUCCUUCCUGGCCAGUUAGCACCAGUUCAGACACUGUAAGUACAUGUGAAGUUAUGGAGGGUUUUUUGCAUCAGCAUGCAUCACUUUGCACCAAUCAAGGGAAGUAAUAGUCCCUUCUAUAUUCUGCCCUGGUCUGACUAUACCUGGAGUACUGUAUCCAGUUCUGUUAAGAAGGAUAUUGACAAGCUGGAAUAUGUGCGGAGGAGGGCGACCAAGAUGAUAAAAGGGUCUGGAAACCAAGCCUUAUGAAGAACAGUUGAGGGAAUUGGGUAUGCUUAUCCUGGUAAAGAGGAGACUGAGAGGUGAUAACUAUCUUCAGAUAUCUCAAGGGCUGACACAUGCAGUAUGGUUUUGACUAAGCAUCAGGAAGAACUUUCUGACAGAAUUGUUUGACAGUGGAAUGGACUCCCGCAAGAGGUGGUGGACUCUGUCAUAAUCUAGUUGAGAUUCCUGUAUUGCAGGGGAUUGGACCUUUAGGGGAUCCCUUCCAACUAAGAUUGUAUGCAUUUUUAAUGGUCCUUCAACCAGUCGGGAGAUAUUCUUCCGGCGCUCCAGGCAAUCCCUUUUGGUUUUAAUCACCUUAAACCAGAGCUUUCCAAACUGUGUGUUGUAACAUGUUAGUGUGUCGGCUGCUGUGUGUAGGUGGGUCCCACAAAUGCUCCUCCCGGGCUGGGAAAGGGCUUAGUUUAACCUCUGGUUUGCUAGUAAAACUGAAUUACUGUGCCACGAAAUGAUGCAAAACUGAAUUGCUGUGUCAUGAAAUGAUGCAUGCCCAAAAAGUGUGUCGCCAGCAUGAAAAGUUUGGAAAGCUCUGCCUUAAACCAUUUGGUGUCAUCAGCAAACUUGGCCACCUCACUGCUCCCUGAUUCCAGAGUUAUGAAGAAGCUAAAAAGCUGUUUUCAUUACAGAUCUUGGGAGAACCUUGCUUACUAAAUCCUUCCAUUGUUAGAACUGUCAAUACGUCCUACUCUCCGCUUAGUGUUCUUUAACCAGUUAAGUCCAGGUACACAUCCAAGAUUACCCCAUUUGCAUGAUAGUCUCGCAGAACUCUAAAAUGGUUAGGUAGACAAGACUUACCCUUACAGAAGCUAUCAGCAAGACUUCUAUAGGGUUGGUAAUUUUAUUGUUAACAGUUUCCCCCAGUUUACCAGGAAAAAACAUUAAGCUAACUGGGCUGUAAUUUCACAUUAAGGGGAAGAAAAAGUGUCAACUAGCUGAAGUUUUACAGAUUCUGGCAGUUCAUGUACCCAAUGAGUUCUUACCCAUGAAAAUCAUGCCACAAUACUGCUUGUCUUAGAGAUAGGAAGGCUGGGAAAACCCCGGAAAAAUUGGGGGGGGGGACCAGGGCUUUCCCCCCCAAAGUUUACCCCCCCCCCCAGUUUUCAGGGUUUUAUCCAGGCCUUCCCAUCUCUAGUCUGGACAGAGGUGUGUGCAGGCAUGUGUAGAAAUUAGCCCCAUUGUACAAAGAAUUUGGACUAGUUGUUCUGCCCAUUUCUCCCCCUUCAGCCCCACCCACCACUGGUAUAUUACCCAGAAGGAAAAGCAGCCUUCUGGCUAAAGCAGUUUCCUCGUUCCACUAUACAGUCAUACUUCGGGUUACAGACGCUUCAGGUUGCUUUUUUUGGGUUAUAGACGCGCUGAAACCUGGAAGUACCGGAACAGGAUACUUCCAGGUUUCGGCGGUCGUGCAUGCACAGAAGUGCCGAAUCGCAACCCGUGCAUGCACAAACGCACCACUGCAGGUUGCAAACGUUGCGGGUUGCAAACAUGCAUCCCGCAUGGAUCACAUUCGCAACCCGAGAGUCCACUGUACUCAGAAGUUUCAGUGUGUUCACUGGUGCUUACGCUUGCAUCCAGGCAUAAUUAAAAUCUUCUCCAAUUGUCCAUUGUCUUCUCCAAUAUGCAACCCAUAUUUCAUUAUAUCCGUAGUGUUUCCAAGUGGGAAAAGAAACUUAGAACAGAAGAAAAGCACUUUGCAUGAGAACCUUAGUACAAGUAAUUCUGGUUUAAAGGGGAGCAUGUGGAUGCCCACUGUGCUCCACCCCUCCACUAUCAGUGAUGUUUUGGGGCUACUUCUAGGUUUGGCACCUAAAUUGGGAGUUGCCUGUAUAUAGGUAUUUCAUUAUUACUCUCUUUUUUGAUAUAUUUUUAUUGUUUUAUAAAUGUGUUGGAUUUUAUUGCUUAACAUGUUAAAAACCUUCAAUAAAAUUGUUUUAAAAAAUACAUAAAUACGAACCAAGACAAUAUUCUCAAUGGAAUAAGAACCACAUACCUACUUGAAAGCGAAGAGUUGUUUACAAUGUAGCACAGCAGUUCCAAACAACAAUUGAUAAGUGAGGUGAAGCUUUUGACCUGCCUUCUGUUCUGGAUAAAUAUUACUUUCUCAACAAAUUAACCAGUCAAUAGAGAAAUUAGAGGCAAUCCUUUUAUACCACACACUUUUAAUUUAAUCCAUACAUCUAGAAGCUAAACUUUCUUUAAAAACAACAUCAUACAGAAGUAUGAUGAUUGCGUUAGGAAGAGGAAGUGGGUUUAAAAGAUCUUGCAAUAAAAAUAAAGAUUACUCUCAUUGACAUAUACUUCAGUAAACUUUGGUUCAUCUUCUGUCUGGCUUCUGAUGAGGCAAUAUUAAUCUCAAAAUGAUCCUAUAUGGGACAACUAUUCAAGAAGCACGAAUAAGUAAAAUCCUUUUGUGUUGUGGGAACACUCAUUCUGAAAGCCAGAUUUAAAACCAAUAAGGAUUUGAAAGGGUUUCAAAGGAAACAAAAUAGCUUAGCUGAUUGCCUGGAGUAGUUGGAUAUUUGGGCUGUGCUAAGCAAGGCAUGCUCCUGUGGAUGGCGCUAUAGAGACCUCUGCAUUUCUAGGAGGAGUAGGUAUUCCUAGGCAUCACGCCAUUUGCCAGGUCACAGCGUAUUCCCCAGCGCAGAGCAGACCUCUUCUUCUCUGUAGGCACCAGGUAGUUGUUGGGAAUAUAAAUGUGCUGAGCCCUAGGAGGAAAUUCUGACUUGCAGAGCAUCUGUUCCCGGAUGCUCCAGCGCACCCCUUUCCUGGGAUCUUCCCCUGGUAGCCGCAGAGAUUCCCAGUCAUGCUUAUGCUCCAAGUAACGGGCUACCCGGUCGGUCUUCAUUCUGUUCCGGCUUAGCUGAUCAAAUCUUGGUAAUAUGAAGGAUUUUGGGUGGCCAGCAACAAUCAAGUCCUGCUCAUAGGAUGUGCUGCUGCGGCUCUGGCUCUCCCUUUGCGAGCUUUGGCUCUGGCUCUCUGUAGUUCUCCAGGAAUAAGCCGUCUCAGACUCUGGGCAAAUGCUUGGCUCACUCUCCUCCUCUGACUCUUCUUCCUCUUGCUGAGUCUUCAGACUAUGCAUUCUUUGACUCAACUCCCCAUACUCUGGGUCACUCUGACUGCUGGUCUCUGGUGUGCUGGUGAUGGACUCAUCCGUCACCUCUACUUCUCCAUCAGGCCUUCGCCUCAGAACUUUCCUUUUUAUUAUAGGCUUCCUAGCAACUCUGGGUUCCUCGGGAGUCUUUGCUUGCAAGGUGGGUCCUGAAUUAAGAUGCCUAAUCUUCACAGGAAGUGUGGGUCUGACCAAAGAGGCCACUGAGGCUCUUGUGUAGGGGUCCAGCUGAGGUGCAAAACACAUCUUCCUUGGGCUAUCACCUUCUCCCUGUUCUGCGCAAAGGCGGAUGAAUGCCAUUGCAGCUUCUUUGAGCCGAUCUUCAUGGCUCAUGGAGGCCCAGCGGGGACGAUCAAGUCCCAUGAACGUUUCCAUUGCUUCUCUUGGCUUGGUGCAGUCACUGAUUCUGAAAGAGAGAGAUGUUAAUUCACAGUGUGCUAUAUCUACCCAAAACAAGUUUAAGUACAGUGGUACCUCGGUUUUUGAGCAUCUCGGAAGCCGAACGUUUCGGUUUUCGAGCGCCGAAAACCUGGAAGUAAAUGCUUCUGUUUUCGAAUGUGCCUCAGAAGUUGAACAGUUUUCUGCUGAGUUUUCCCCAAUUUUCUCCAUUGAAAUUGCAGGCCACCCUUUGCACCUCGGUUUUCGAACAUUUUCGAAGUUGAACGGUCUUCCAAAACGGAUUACAUUCAAAAACCGAGGUACCACUGUACUAAAUUUAUUCACUGAUUGAAUAGUCAUUUACCUAUUUCUAGCAAGAAUUUGCUUUCACUUAAGUCAGCUUAGGAUACAGUAAAAAUCCUGAGUACUGCUGCGUUACGAUGUUCCCCCUUUGCAGUACAUUGGAGAACGUGUUAAGUCUUACAGUUAUUAGCUAUACUAGUGGGUUUCAAAUUAUUUUCCAGCAAAUCCUGAGGCUGCUUAGUAAUGUAUCAGAGAUUCUACAAUGAGAAUCAAUAAUGGUGGAUCUGAAUCCCUGAAAGGCAGUUUGCCCGCAACUUGAAAUCUUCCUCCCUGAGGUUAAGUAUGCUUUAUGGUGCACAUUCAGUUCACACUGGGAACUAAGAGACCCAACAGGGUGGACCAGUAUCUCACAUGAAAUAUGUGAACUUCAGAACAAAACCCCAGAAUCCUGUGUUAUAUGCAGGGUUUCCUUAUGCAGGAGUAGCCCAUGGGUGUCAAGAGCAAACCCUUUCUGUCCCCUACACCUUGCAUUCCAUGUAAACAAAAAAAAUGUCCCGAAAGCCCACUGGGAAUUAGUAUGAAUUUAUCAGUAAAUGGAGAAAGGCAUGCACUCACAAUUCAAUAUUGGAAGUAUUUCAUUACGUUCAAAUAUGCAAUACAGUAUAGGUAGAAAAUAAAAGCAUAAAGCUGGAUAGCAAGUUGACAGUCCCCAGCUGAAUAGCCUCUCCUUUAGCAGCAAAUACAAAAGUUUGAAUUGUGGAAACUCGUUUUCCCUUCCCAGGGACUCUCACUAUGGCCAGAGAUGGAGCAGAAACAGAGAAGCUACUGAAGAGAGUCCAGGAACUGGAAGACAUGGUGCAAAGGCUGCAAGAAAAGCUGGAGAGCAAGCAGACUGCAGGCACAGAAGGCGGCCUCUCAGCAGCAGGGAAGACUAAGAAACGGCAGCAGCGGCCAUUUGAUUUUAGCGCUUAUGGCCAGAGACAUGUGGCACUGAAGAUAGCCUACCUGGGCUGGGGAUAUCAGGGCUUUGCUAGCCAGGAGAAUACCAACAAUACUAUUGAAGAAAAGCUGUUUGAGGCUCUCAGCAAAACCCGACUGGUGGCCAGCAGACAGACUUCCAACUAUCACCGUUGUGGGCGCACUGACAAGGGAGUCAGUGCCUUUGGACAGGUGAGUUCAGCAUCUGUCUAACCUCCAUUUUUAUGAAACCAACCUGCUCAACUCACAGCAGAAAAUGAGGGAACCUGCUCAGAGGGUGAGGGAGGGGGGAUUUGGAUUCAGCACUAUAACAGAAUGUGAAUUAAAGCGGGGGCAGCGGCAUUACCUUCUGUGAUAUUCCCGCUUAGCAAAGAGUUUGCGCCUCAAGGUCUUAGCUCUGGUUGGAGCUGAAUACAGUCGUACCUUGGUUUUCGAACAGCUUAGUUCUCGGACAUUUUGGCUUUCGAAUGCCGCAAACCUGGAAAUGAUUGUUCCAGUUUGCAAGCUAUUUUUGGAAGCCGAACGUCCAACAGGGCUUCCGAUUGGCUGCAGGAGCUUCCUUCAGCCAAUCAGAAGCCACACUUCGGUUUCCGAACGUUUUGGAAGUCAAAUGGACUUCCAGAAUGUAUUCUGUUCGACUUCCAAGGUACGACUGUAUUGGGUGUUAGAUAUGCUGAUAUUAGAACUCGUUUAAUGGGGCUUCCUCCCAGGAAAGUGUGUAAAAGAUUGUAGCCUGAGUUAUCCAGGGCUGCAAGAUAAAACCUACUGCCAGAUCAGUUCAGGUCCAAAUAGUCAUUGAGGAACCUACACCAACACCAUCAUAUUUGGAGAAUUCUCAUUGAUUCCGUUAAAAAAAAAAAAAAAAUUUAAAAAGUAGAGGUGUAUUCAGCUAUGUUUGACUCAGAGCAGACACACUGAAAUUAAUGAACCUAAUUUAUUCAUGUCCUUUAAUUUCAAUGGGUCUACUCCAAGUAUGGCUAACUUGGGAUCUAACCCUUAGGUUUGUAUCCAAAGUAUUGCUAUGUCAGUUGUACAGUUUGUGCAAGGAUUGGGGAUGGUGCAAGGUGCCCAUGGGGGGGUGUGGAGUUCCAUUGCACAAGUGUAAUGGAAUAAGGGCAUCGGAUACUGUCCAUAGUGUUGUUUUUGCAUAUUUUACUCCAUAUUAUCCUUCUCCAAUGUUUCAGGUGAUCUCCCUAGAUCUCCGCUCAAACCUGUCAAAGGAUAAAGCAGUAAAUAAACCCAAGGGUGCAACAAAGGACACAGCCACAAAUACUGCAGAGGAGAUCCGCUACACACACAUAUUGAAUCAAGUGCUCCCUCAUGACAUACGGGUACUGGCUUGGGCCCCAGUAGAUUCCAGCUUCAGUGCUAGGUUUAGUUGCCUCAAAAGGACCUAUCGCUAUUUCUUCCCUCGUGCUGAUCUAGAUGUAGCUCUCAUGAAUACUGCAGCUCAGAAGCUCGUGGGGACCCAUGAUUUUCGUAAUCUAUGCAAGAUGGAUGUAGCCAAUGGUGUCAUCAACUUUCAACGGACAAUUCUUACUGCAGAGGUGAAGCCUGUGGCUAGGGCAGAGGAUGCCGAGCUGCACAACUCUUUCCAAAUGUACCUGUUUGAAGUGACAGGCCAAGCAUUCCUCUACCACCAGGUCCGUUGCAUGAUGGCUAUUCUCUUCCUGAUUGGACAAAGGAUGGAAAAGCCAGAGAUUAUUGAUGUGCUGCUGGAUGUAGAGAACAACCCUCGAAAACCACAAUACAGGUAUGACUUUGCAAAGAAAUUAAUAUAUAUUAUAUAGCCAGUAUAAUAUUUGUGUUAGAUGUGAAACAAGUUUAUUUUACUCAUUAGCAGUGGAUGCAAAUCUUGGGCAGAGGUCUUUCCUAGACCUAAUAUCAGAGAGCCGUUUUUAAUCAGAGGUUAUAGCGAUUGAACCUGGGACCUUUUGUAUGCAAGGCCUGUGUUCUGCCACUGAGCUCUGAGCCAUCACCAUACCCCUGUGGUACCUUAAAGUCUAACCAGUGUAUUGCUGCAUCACUCCCAAUGACAUAGUCUUGCCUAUGAAAAUGCAUGCCAGUCUUUAGCAAAGUCCUGGCAAACAUAAUUGGGAUUUCUGUAGCUCUUAAGUAUAGCUUUUCCAGUGCCACUGCUCCAUAAUACAAUUGGACUGCAGGCAAAACCACAUCAAGAUGCUGAAGAGCGGGUGGAAAGGGAAGCUGUAGAUGUGCAUUAGUGUGCACUAAAAACUGCACUCCCGUUACUGGCACAGAAAGAUCAACACCAAUUGCCUUACAUGUAUGGGAAUCCAACACUAUAAAGAUUAAUCACUGCUUUGUUUCACAUCAGAUUGUUACUCAGUCUUAUUCAUGUACUUCCCUGUUUUAAGUCACAGGCAUCUGAUUUAAGCUCCUUAACACCUUAUCUUCUCCUUUUCUUGCAGCAUGGCAGUGGAAUUUCCUCUGGUUUUGUAUGACUGUGAAUUUGAAAAUAUCCAGUGGAUCUAUGAUCGCAAUGUCCAGGAGUUUAAUGUCACUCAUUUACAGCAGCUUUGGGCCAACCAUGCUGUUAAAACUCAUAUGCUGCGUAGCAUGUUAAAAGGGCUUGAUUUUGCUGAGAUGCCUACAGAGACAGGUAGGAGAUGCAUAGUUCUGUAGAAUUCUAACAGUAUUCACUGUUGCUAGGUAUGAGUGUGGCUCUAAGGCACUAUUCUAGUGAUUACAUAUAUGGGUACAGAACUGGGUAAUUUAAAAGUGGAUAGAAGCAACUGGUGAAUAAUAAUAUGCUACACAGGACUUGUUGACCCAUUGGCACUUGUUAUGUUUUCAGGUUCAAGCAACGGCACAAUUCGGUGGGGAGAGCUGAAGCCCCCGGUCCACAAUCAGAUCAGUGCCUUAAUCGAGGGAGCAAAAGCCCGAAACUACAAGCCAUUAAUGGAUCGCCCCAAAUGUGAAGGGUUGGAGUCUCGCAUCAGUUACUUUGUGCGUAGAGGACGCAUUGAACUUCCACACCUUAAGAAAACAAAGCACUCUGAAAAGGAAUCAGAUGAAGAGAUGGAAGUUAAGAGCAGCCACAGCAAAAGUGUGGAGACAGACAACGAUGUUCCAGAACAAGCUGCAAAGAGAGUCUGUACGAGUUCAGACUGAAGUUUCCACACCAUCUCUUAUCUCCAAGCAGAUAUCUCCAGAUCUCUUUUCAUGCAAACCUAUUGGGAUCCUUAUUUACUUUUGUUCUUUUUAAGAACACAGACAUACCACUAAAUGCUUUGCAUUUAAGAAAUAAACAUUUUUAAAAAAAUAAUAGCAUAAAGCAGGUGUGAAAUUGUUUUCAAAAUACAGGCAAAUCUCUUUAUUAGCUCCACAUUCUCUUCCUACUGCUACAACCACUGAAAGCGUUUAUAGCUCUUACAACAGUUGUAAGCAAUUAAUCAUUGCCAAAACAAAUCUAUAAACCAGGCGGGUAACUGUAUGGAGAGGAGUAAGUGGCCCCAGAUUAGGGUCUUCUUAUAUGGCCACCACAUCACGAGCUGGUAUGUGAAUCAGCCUUGUCAUAUCAACGGAGCUGGGUGUGGUGCCUUUUUUUAUUUACAAGAAUAAACAAGUAGUAGCGUCUUUAGGUUGGGACUCACCUCUUUCUACACUUCCUUAUGUUCAGCUUCAUCCUGCUCUUCCAUAUGGAUGAAGUGAUAGGAACAAAGGAGCAAAAUAAAAACUAGGAAAAGCUGGACUGACUAGGUUACUAGGACCUCAGAAAAAGAGAAAGAACAGUUCCACUAGUCAGGGAUGUGAUGAGCAGAUACGUUGUGGCCUAUUAGAAAGCAUAGCAGCCAUUCAAUAGUUACUUUAGUUAAAAUUCACAUGAAAAAGAUCAUUUGUAUGUAUUACUUCACUGUACACAGGUUGUACACUGACAAUAAAGUUGUUAUUAUUAUUAUUGC